Molecule: messenger RNA, 1210 nt
Organism: Nymphalis io (European peacock)
Lineage: Eukaryota; Metazoa; Arthropoda; Insecta; Lepidoptera; Nymphalidae
Exons: 6
Coding region: 180-1184 (334 amino acids)
Molecular function (GO): protein binding
Source: RefSeq, a predicted model, not a curated record
UUAAAAUUGAUUUGUCAGCCAGUACCAAAAAAUUUUUGUCUCAACCGGUUGUGUGUGACCGUUUUUAUAUUCAACAAGAUUUGAACUAAAAUAUACGCAUAAGGAUUUUGAACUUUUUACCACAAAACUUUAUCAACUGUAAACGAAUUUAUAUUAAAAAUUACGGUACCACCUCAACAAUGAAAUACCAAAUCAUAUUCCUACCAUUUUGGGUGAUAAAUUGUUCGCACACACAACGAAACGACUCGGAUGUUUUCAUAACGUACGCUGGGCACAGUGAUGUUGAACGGGAAACUGUGCAAAAGCAAAAGAUAGAUAUAGAUAAAGCACCGGGAACAACAGAUAAUGUUGCCACAGAGGAUAUUGUGUUCAUACCGAAUGACAAACCGGUGAUUCGUAAUGAUGAUACGAUUAAAAUUGAUGACGUCAUCAAUACAAGAAGGGUAGUUGAUAUGAUGAGGGAUUCUGCAAUGACUGAAAAACCAAAUCAAGAUAUUUUAUUCAUAACCGGAAAAAAUAAUGAAAACAACGAAGAACAGAAGAUAACAAAGAAAAAGGUCAAUAAUGAAUCGAAUAUUAAAAGUAAUCAUAGAAUAAAAUACAAACUCGACUGUACAAAUCUUGAUUGCAACAAUACGGUUCAGUCAAUCUGUGGAGGAAGGAGGGAAAAUAGCCAGUGGAAAUUCAGACUGUUCCUCAAUGAUUGCUAUUUCAGGAAAGUCAACUGUGGAUUCCAAUAUGCCGUGAAUAGGUAUGAUAUAGUUACAAUGGACAAAUGCGAUAAUAUCGGAGGUCACUAUCCUAAGGUGCCAUACAGCUAUAGACCGAUGUCAAUAUUUCAACCGAAAGAGUUAAGAAACAACGAGACCAGAAGAAGUUUUGUAUCAAGAAGGUCUUUGAGCUUGGGUAUAGACGGGGCUCACUGUGAGCACACAUGCCCGAUAUCCUGCACAGAGGAUUACGAUCCCCAGUGCGCUGUGUCCAGCGCUGGGCAAAGAAAGGUCUUCAUAAAUCAUUGCAAAUUGGAUCAGAGCUCUUGUAUUCAAAAUGUUGCUUGGUAUCGUCGACCGCUGUCCGAAUGUGUCGGUGGAAAGAAGGCCGACAUGAAUCAAAACAGAGGGUUCAUAUCCUGGAUGCAGCGUGUCGGUAUCAUCGAUAGAAACGGGAGACUAGUGCUGUCCUGAACGAUAUUAUUGUGAUAGUGACGUAA